Molecule: messenger RNA, 2715 nt
Organism: Brassica rapa (field mustard)
Lineage: Eukaryota; Viridiplantae; Streptophyta; Magnoliopsida; Brassicales; Brassicaceae
Product: SWI/SNF complex subunit SWI3C
Molecular function (GO): zinc ion binding; protein binding
Source: RefSeq, a predicted model, not a curated record
UCUAGCUUGGCAAGAAGGUUAGGUCGUCGUCGAGAAUGAAUAAAUCAGAGAGGCUAGCGAAGACAACGGCGAGAGAAGAUAUGCUGUGUUGCUCGGAAACUGGAAAGCAGAGCGACUCGGAGCGUAGUAGAAGAGAAUGACCAAGAAAGCAGUUCCACAACUUAGUUAAAGCUCUUUGCUUUUUAAUUCAAUUCUCACGAAUCAGAGAGACCCCACGCAUCUCUCUCUCUCUCUCUCUCCACCCACAAAAAUGCCAGCUUCUGAAGAUAGAAGAGGGAAAUGGAAACGGCGGAAGCGAGGUGGGAGGAGACCGAAGCAAGAGGACGAAGACAUGGAGGAAGAAGACGAGGACAACAACAACGAGGAGAUGGAGGAUGCUGAUAAUGCCGAUGAGCUUCACCAAAACGGCGGCGCAACACCCGAUCCGGGACCCGGUGUUAACGAGGUAGUUGAAGAUUCCGGUACUCGCGUCUCUGAUUUCCCCUCAGUGGUUAGGCGCGUGGUGAUCCGGCCACACGCCUCUGUAACAGCUGUUGUGGCGGCUGAGAGAGCUGGUUUGAUUGGGGAGAGUAGAGGGCAAGGCUCGCUUCCAUCUCUGGAGAAUAUUUCGUAUGGGCAGUUACAGGCGUUGUCUACUGUGCCAGCUGAUUCUGUGUCGCUUGAUACUGAGAGGAGUGAUGGAGCGUCUUCUGCUUAUGUUAUCUCUCCACCUCUUAUUAUGGAAGGAGAAGGAGUUGUUAAACGGUUUGGGGAUAAGGUUCAUGUCUUGCCUAUGCAUUCAGAUUGGUUUGCACCAAACACAGUGGAUCGGCUUGAAAGGCAAGUUGUGCCACAGUUCUUCUCCGGAAAAUCUCCAAAUCAUACACCAGAAAGUUAUAUGCAAUUCAGGAAUGCUAUUGUCUCAAAAUACACGGAUAACCCUGAAAAGACACUGACGAUAUCUGAUUGCCAAGGAUUGGUAGAUGGUGUCGAAGAUGAAGAUUUUGCACGAGUGUUCCGUUUUCUUGAUCACUGGGGCAUUAUCAAUUACUGCGCCACUUCCCAGUGCCAUCCUGAGCCUUCUAUGGAUGUAUCAGAUGUUAGGGAGGAUUCAAACGGUGAAGUCCAUGUGCCAUCUGCUGCGUUAACAUCUAUUGAGAGUUUGAUCAAAUUUGACAAGCCCAUCUGUGGACACAAGUCAGAUUCAUCCGUGUCAUGUUCGGAUGUUGACCUCCCUGACUUGGACAUAAGAAUUCGUGAACACCUAUGCGAUAACCAUUGCAACCAUUGUUCUCGACCGCUCCCAACUGUGUACUUCCAAUCACAAAAGAAGGAGGAUGUACUUUUAUGCUCUGAUUGUUUUCACCAUGCAAGAUUUGUUGCUGGACAUUCUUGUAUUGACUUUGUAAAGGUGGAUACAACCAAAGAUUACAGAGAUCAAGAUGGAGAGAAUUGGAGUGAUCAAGAAACACUCUUGCUUCUUGAAGCUGUGGAACUCUACAAUGAAAACUGGGUUCAGAUUGCAGACCAUGUUGGUUCAAAAUCAAAAGCUCAAUGCAUUCUUCAUUUUCUUCGAUUACCUGUGGAGGAUGGUCUUUUAGAUAACGUUGAGCUUCCAGGUGUAACUGAUCCGGUAAACCCUACAAAUGGAUUUGACAACAAAGGAACAGUUUCAAAUGGGGCUUUACCAGGUUCUUCUGAGCAAGAAUCCGAAACUGAGAUCAAUCUUCCUUUCGUGAAGUCUCCUAAUCCGGUUAUGGCAUUGGUAGCAUUUUUGGCAUCAGCUGUUGGACCUAGAGUUGCUUCGUCCUGUGCCCAUGAGUCCCUCAUGGUUUUAUCCGCGGAUGAUAGGUCCAAAUCUGAAGGAAAAGAUCCCAGCUUGAUUGAUGAAACAACAUGCCAAAACGGAGCGGAAGCACCGACUCCUUUGCCACAGGACAAGGUUAUGGCAGCAUUUAGAGCCGGUCUAUCAGCUGCAGCAACAAAAGCAAAGCUGUUUGCUGAUCAUGAGGAACGUGAAAUCCAAAGGCUUUCUGCAAAUAUCGUAAAUCAUCAGCUGAAGAGGAUGGAGCUGAAGCUAAAGCAGUUUGCAGAAAUCGAAACGUUGUUGAUGAAAGAAUGCGAACAAGUAGAGAAAACACGUCAGAGAUUUGCUGCAGAACGAGCACGUAUGGUCUCAGCAAGAUUUGGAUCACCUGGACAGACUAGUAACACUAAUAAUCUCCAAGGGAUGUCUCUAUCCACUGGUGGUGGUAACAACGUCAAUACUCUCCUCCAGCAACAACAGCAGCAAGGUUCAGCUUCCUCAUCUCAACCAAGCAUCAUCCCAGGAUUCAGCAACAACCCGCAACUUCAUGCGCAGAUGCAGUUCAUGGCACGCCAACAACAACAACAGCAAGCAUUCUCCUUCGGCCCGAGAUUGCCUCUCAAUGCGAUACAGACCAAUGCAGGAUCAACCCCUUCACUGUUUGGCAACAACCAACUUAAUAAUAACCCUGCAGGUGCAGCAUCCAUCAACCAACCUCCCUUUAGUCACCCGAUGGUUAGGUCUUCCACUGGUUCUGCCUCCGGAUCCGGCUUAGGCUUAAACUAAAAACCAUCUCUUUAGCUUUUAUUGUUUUGAGCGAAGUUAUUGUCUUUAAGACCGUAGUGUUGUUAUAUGUUAGUGUCGUCAUGUAGUUUCAAAAACAAACUCUCUGGAGUCAUCUCUAUAUAAAAAUCAUUUGCCAUAGACUA